CUCUCACAAUGCGCUCUAAUCCCGGACAACCACCAAGGCAGGGCCCGUCUCUGUUCAAUACUACUAAAGCUUUCGUACCGCCCCCACCAUCCACUCCCUUCGAAACUCCUGUUUUUAAUAUUUCGUCUCGGCCUGCGGAACCUGCCCCAAGCCAGUCCAGAAAGAUUCAACCAGCCAGUUUCUAUCUACCUCCUGACUUGGAAAAAGCGACAUACAUCCCAAAAGUAUACUCCAUCGUUUUCCGUGAAAAUGGAGAUCCUGUUCUAGAGGAUAUUCUUCGCUACGUCUGGGAAUCGAACCGGUUCCGAUGGUACAACGACGAAGAUGACGACUACUUCGGCAGGUCGGAUAGGCCUAUCAAGCCAUACGCCGUUUCUGUUGAUCCUCGCCUCUACAGCUUCGAGACGGCUGAUAGAUCGACUAACCUCGUCAUGCGCUUUACGUCCCGGGACGGUCCUAUUCCGCACUGUCUCAACCUCCAAGUUAUGAGGCCCUCCAUCUGGCCGUUGAAACCUGCUGGAGCGAAGUUUACCUUCGAGCACCCCCAAGCCGGAAACAAUGGCAAAUACGCAAGCCCUUGCCAAUUUCUUUAUGCACCACGCAGCCCAAGGUAUCAAGGCGCAACGGCGGCCCUAAGCAUCGGUUUCCUCAUGCGCAGCGGCUUGCCCCCUUUGAUUGGUAACCUUACAAAUACCGAAGAGACCAAUAUUCUCUGUUAUCAUGACGACCUUAUGUUUACUCCAGGCCCUCGGAAGGCGACCAUGAUGAUCUUACAUCAGCUGCCGAAUCUUGGUGCAGUUACGCAGGAAAUUGCGAAAUAUCAUCCUGACGGCCGAUCUCUGAGUCGGGGAGAACUUGCAAAACAAGUUUCGGAAUGCUUGUGGGACCAUUAUAUUGGCCUUCAGAGGCAAGCAGGUUACUCUAAAGAGAGGAAGGUCGGCGACCCCUAUGUUCCUCCGCCAAAGAUCCCUUCUGGCAGUGAUCCAUGGAGCUUGCAGUACGUUCGCCCUCGUAUCAUUCGUCUCAUGGGCCUCAACUGUCACGGAGACGAGUGGGUCUCAGUCUUCGCCACCGAAUUGCGCUAGUACACUUCAAUUUCACUGAUAGGAUACACUAUCCCAAUUUAUAUUACUCCCAUAUCUUCUUAUGCAUAGACCAUGCUGUGAUCAGAAUUGACCGAGCUACGACACGUUAAAUCAUUGUAAAACACCAACGUCCCCGAUC
This is a messenger RNA of Laccaria bicolor S238N-H82, 1224 nucleotides long. RefSeq lists its product as uncharacterized. The coding region runs from base 9 to 1085 and encodes 358 amino acids. The record is from RefSeq and is a predicted model, not a curated record. Lineage: Eukaryota; Fungi; Basidiomycota; Agaricomycetes; Agaricales; Hydnangiaceae. The transcript is spliced from 3 exons.